Messenger RNA from Ctenopharyngodon idella (grass carp), 2178 nucleotides. RefSeq names its product septin 5b (gene septin5b). The record is from RefSeq and is a predicted model, not a curated record. Bases 16 to 1128 code for a protein of 370 amino acids. Gene Ontology annotation, cellular component: septin complex; septin ring; microtubule cytoskeleton. Lineage: Eukaryota; Metazoa; Chordata; Actinopteri; Cypriniformes; Xenocyprididae. The transcript has 12 exons. Gene Ontology annotation, molecular function: GTP binding; GTPase activity; molecular adaptor activity. Gene Ontology annotation, biological process: cytoskeleton-dependent cytokinesis; regulation of exocytosis.
CCAAGAGCGGUCGGGAUGACGAGCAGCGCCAGGUACAAGAGCCGGACGGUGAAAUCAGCAGAGGAUGGAGAGGAAAAAGAGUAUGUCGGCUUCGCCACCCUCCCAAACCAGGUUCACAGGAAGUCGGUCAAAAAAGGUUUUGAUUUCACACUCAUGGUGGCAGGGGAGUCUGGUCUUGGAAAGUCCACCCUGAUCAACAGCUUGUUCCUCACAGAUCUGUACAAGGACAGGAAACUACUGAAUGCUGAAGAGCGCAUUAAUCAGACUGUGGAGAUCAUCAAACACACCGUUGACAUUGAGGAGAAGGGCGUCAAGCUGAAACUGACCAUUGUAGACACACCAGGUUUUGGAGACGCUGUCAAUAAUACGGAGAGCUGGAAGGCCAUUACUGACUAUAUUGACCAGCAGUUUGAACAGUAUUUUCGGGAUGAAAGCGGCUUGAACAGGAAGAACAUCCAGGAUAAUCGUGUCCACUGCUGCUUGUACUUCAUCCCUCCAUUUGGCCAUGGGCUGCGGCCUGUGGACGUGGAGUUUAUGAAGGCACUGCAGGACAAGGUGAACGUGGUUCCACUAAUUUCCAAGGCUGACUGUCUGACGCCAGCGGAGAUGAGGAAGAUGAAGGACAGGGUGAGGGAGGAGAUCGAGAAGUUCGGAAUCAAAGUGUACCAGUUCCCAGACUGUGAUUCUGAUGAGGACGAGGAGUUCAAGCAACAGGACCGAGAGCUGAAGGAGAGCACUCCAUUUGCUGUGAUUGGAAGCAACACGAUAGUGGAGGUCAAAGGUCAGCGGGUGCGAGGGAGACUUUACCCAUGGGGCAUUGUGGAAGUGGAGAAUCAGUCCCAUUGUGAUUUCGUCAAGCUGAGGACCAUGUUGAUUCGCUCACACAUGCACGACCUGAAAGACAUCACGUGUGACGUGCACUAUGAAAACUACAGGGCGCAGUGCAUACAGCAAAUGACAAGCAAACUGACCCAGGAUAAUCGCGUGGAGAGUCCCAUCCCGAUACUACCACUGUCCACCCCUGACGUAGAGACAGAAAAGCUGAUAAAGAUGAAGGAUGAAGAGUUGCGGAGGAUGCAGGAGAUGCUUCAAAAAAUGCAACAACAGAUGCAUGAACAGGACCUGUGAAUGCCGCCCUCCACAGAAAUGGCUGUUUAUACUUCUGCUUGUCUGCAAGCAGAGACAUAACACUUUAACAUCACACUGAAGGAUAUGCAGUAGUGAAAGAAAUAAACAAAUGUAUGUUUUUGUAAGUUAAAACAAAACACACAGAUAUGAAUGCAUGUGUCUAGCACUACGGUUAACAGGGUUCUGAGCCUGAUAUUUAAAACCAGGCUCCAAGUUGAAAUAUUUAGUAACGCUAAAAGAUUUAGUGAUUGGUUAGUUUUCACAUUUUGUACAGUCCAUGUGAAGCUGUAUGACUGUUUCCAUGGCAAAGACUGCUUUAUUGACAGUAGACAUGGCAAAUGUUCUGGCUUGUUUUUUUUGUGACCUGUUUUUAUCCCUUUUUUUUUUUUUUAAAUAUUUUUUAGCAAUUGGUGUGUGUGUGUGUGAGUGUGCGCCUGUGCCGAUAUGCUUAAAACAAGAGCACUGAGUGGAAAACUAACUAUUUGAGUGAAUUUCUACUUUUGAAGCAGCUAUACCAACAAAGUCAUUCAAUUUUGAACGAGGUUUACACAGUUAAGAAGUAUCAACAUUUGCAGUUAUUAGCAAACGCUUUAACCGGUAGUAUUAAACCUUAAUUUUUUUUUUCAUUGUUUAUUAAUUUACUUUUCUCUGAAGGCCUUAUCAGGGCACCCUUCAGUUGUUGUACGAUUGCUGUAUGAAUUUUCCCAGAUCAAACAUUUUGUGUAUUUUAUUUUAUCGAUUGCACAUAAAAACUUGAUUCUUUUUAUCAAUUUUAUAGAAUUCAGGUUAUAAUAUGCCACUUGAGACUUUAGAUUCAGCCCUAAAACACCAAAAUUUUCAUAAUAUUAAGAAUAAAAAUAGAUAUCAGACAAUCUUUAUCAGCAAAAAGGCUCUGACAUAUUUUAUAUCAGCUGUUGUUGGUUUUAUGCAUUGAGAUAUUGAUUUGUAUGGCCUGUAUGUGUUUACUCAAGCUAUUCCUAUGAGCAUGAUAAAUGCACCAUCUGUCAUAUAUCAUGAUUCCUUAGAAAAAUAAACAUCCUCUGUGGUAGA